Molecule: messenger RNA, 33916 nt
Organism: Homo sapiens (human)
Lineage: Eukaryota; Metazoa; Chordata; Mammalia; Primates; Hominidae
Gene: ENAH
Product: ENAH actin regulator
Exons: 15
Coding region: 20550-22970 (806 amino acids)
Biological process (GO): postsynaptic cytoskeleton organization
Cellular component (GO): cytoskeleton; lamellipodium; cytoplasm
Molecular function (GO): protein domain specific binding
Source: RefSeq, a predicted model, not a curated record
CUAUCUCCACAUUUAAGGAGCUUAUGAUCUGAUUGAAGUGAACAUACCUUCAGAAAAUAAGAUAGAUCUGAUAGAAAGUAGCAGGCUGAGAUUGAGGCUCCAGAUUUGGUAAUUGUGUGAAAACAAGAAUGAAUCAAGUAUCCCAAGUUGCAUGGAAAAGUAGUGGGUUUGUAUUAGAGGCCUGGGACAUUUUUGAGACAGUUUUGCUCUUAUUACCCAGGCUGGAGUGCAGUGGCCGAUCUUGGCUCACUGCAACCUCCGCCCCCUGGGUACAAGCGAUUUUUCUUUUCUGCCUCAGCUUCCCAAGUAGCUGGGACUACAGGCAUGUGGCACCACGCCCAGCUAAUUUUUGUAUUUUUGGUAGAUACGGGGUUUCACCAUGUUGGCCAGGCUGGUCUCAAUCUCCUGACCUUGUGAUCUACCUGCCGCGGCCUCCCAAAGUGCUGGGAUUACAGGUGUGAACCACCGCGCGAGGCCUGGUACUUUUCUAGUGACGAAGUGUUGAAACCGCUGGUGGUCACAUUGAAAAGCAUUCAGAGAUACUAGAUCACAUUACAUCUUAAUUGCAGAUAGUUCCAGCUUUCAAAUCAGAUUUUUGGUAGGAGCUUAGCACAUAUCUUUCUGUGGGAACUGUGUUAUAAUGAGGGCUAGUACGUUCUCAAGUAGUACACACAAGGCCAUUUAAUGCAUCGUAUCCUUGAAGUAUGUGUUACACUAUUAGGCUAAACUGUAAGAAAUUACUGUUUUUGGAAGUCACAGAUCACCAGAUGUUGGCAGUUUCACAUGGUUCAAUCCGGUACAUUUAAUUAUCACCAGACAUUUUUUUUUAGCUUAGUGAAUUUUUAAAAUUUAUUAUCAUUUAUGUACUUUUUAUUUCAAUACUUUUAGGGUACAAGUAGUUUUUGGUAUCACCAGACAUUUGAUGUCUAUAAUUUAUUUGGGAAGACACUGAGACUGCAGAAUUGACCUGAUAGCUGUGUUUUAAAAGCAUUUCUCUGAGACCAUUCAGGGUUUUAAAUUGGGAUGUCUGAGACUGAAGGCCCUUCUGCCCCAGGGAUUCUCCUUAAUCCCAAGUUUCUGAUGGGUUUUCUCUCUAUAGUCAUCCUCCUUCCCCUGAUCCCCAAAAUAAGACUAGGGAGGUGGGAGUAUUUUAGGGUGGUGUUUCUCUUUUCUGUUUUUGAGAUGGGGUCUUACUCUGUUGCCCAGGCAGGAGUGCAGUGGCAGGAUCUCAGCUCACUGCAACCUCUGCCUCUCAGGUUCAAGUGAUUCUCCUGCCUCAGCCUCCCGAGUAGCUGGGACUACAGGUGCUUGCCACCAUGCCCAGCUAAUUUUAGUAUUUUUUAGUAGAAACAGGGUUUUACCAUGUUGGCCAGGCUGGUCUCAAACUCCUGACCUCAAGUGAUCUGCCCGCCUUGGCCUCCCAAAGUGCUGGGAUUACAGGCGUGACCCACCGUGAUUGGCAAGGGUGGUGUUUUGCUAACUGUAGGUUAGUUUUUCUAACUGUAGGUUUUUAACAGGAUUUAUCACAAAUGAAAGACAAUAGAAAAUAUUCAGGAAACAUUGCACAUGGUAAUGGCAAGUGUUUCAUGAAACAUUUAGUGUCUGUGCAUUUGUGUGUGUGUGUGUGUGUACUGGGUUGUAUAUGCAGUGUAUUUAUUUAUCACAGGCCUUAAACAUUUGAGUAAUGCUGAUUUGGGAGAUGAAUUGAUGUAGGCUUGGCAUCUUGGGGAUAGAAGGUAAGCCAUUGUAGGGGUCCUCGGACUUCUUUAACCUUUUGCCCUCCUAUUGUGGGCCAGAAAGUAGGCCUUCUCUCUCUCCACUGGUGCCAUCAAACUCCUCUGAACUCUGGCUCAUGUCUUUCCUUUACCUGCAUGUAACGCAAUGUAAUUUAGUAUAGAGUAGAAUCCUUUGGAAUUUUUUUAAAGGUGAUUCCUGGUAGUUGCUGGUAUAAAGGUGGUUAAAAACAGAAAACCUAAAGCACAGAGAUAGUGUUCUCAUUUAAGUGUUUUAAGUAGAACAUGAAACUUUCUAAGUUGAGUUUUUGUAGAGUGAUCACUGAGAAUUCAUCUAUAUUUCAGAGGAAAACAAGAAAGACUGGUAGGUAGGCACUUGAUAGAUUUGUGGAAUGGGUGGAGACAGUUCUGAGCACCUGUCUAGGAUCAGUGAACUACGUAUUAGUGAAUAUGAAGCAGAAGUUGAUAGUAGGAACAGAGAGGUGAUUAUCUUCCCCUUUUUUUCUGUGCUGUACUAUCUUGGAGAGGUGAGGAGAAAAAGGUUCCAAAUUGGCCACUAGAUGAUUGAAAGAAGUCCCUGUGGCCAAUUUUGUAUCUGGAUGACCAUUCUUUUUUAAGUGAGAUGCGUGAACCUUUCAUAUAAAGAGCUGCUGGCAGGAUAUUGUUUUAUUAGGUUUUAGGGAUAUUGGCCCAUGGUUCACUUUUUCUUUCUCCCCAGUUUUUGGAAAAGUUGAUUGCUAGUAAGGCUGAUUGCUUUCAGGGAAUUGUCAUUUUCCUCCGGGGGAUGUUUGGAUGAGAAUGGAGACCAGUUUGGCAAGGGCAACAGCUGUUGAACAAUCUGUUUGGGAUUAGGUGCAAGUUGGUAUGUAGUGGAAAUCUGCCUCCUGGUUCCUGAAAUUAUGUUCCUUUGCCUCAAGGAUAAAUGUUUUCCUGCUCAUUCCAGUUACAUUCACUUAGUUCUGGCUGGUAAUGCUUCUGACUGAUAACUUUCCUCUUUUAAGAGAGCUUCCUUGAAAGAAUAAUUGAUAGCUACGAUGAACAAUUAAAAAUGUUAUGCCUUCCCUUAAGAUUUUGCUCAGGAUUUAAUCAUAGGUUGGUGGUAACAGAACCUUUCAGUUCAAAAUUAGCUGUAUAUUAUCUAACCAUUUUGGUAAGGGGAGAGACUUAAGGUGCUUUCUGAUGGUUUAGAUGGCAGUAUCACAUGAGAUUUAUUCAUAUUGUGUGUUGGAAUGUAAAUUCUAAUGACCUUUGGAAGCAUUAGUAGUAAAAUUUACUUAGCUGGCUAUUCCUAAGCUUACUAGUGAGUUGGAGUUGCAUGCGUGAAUCAUACCUCUGACCAGUUGUGAUGAUACAAAUUAAGUUGAGUUUAAGGAAGAGACUAAAUUAAUUGCCAUCCUGUCACCACACUGUCCACUUAGCACUGUACAGCUAAGAUCCUUUCAGUUUUUUAAAAAAUACUUUUUUAAUACCACAGAUAUAAGAACCUGCAAUGGGUGCUUUUAAUUUGGGUUUAUGCUGACCUUUAUGUAUCAGAUAAUGUGUCUAAAUCCUGAGCCAGGAUCCUAGUAACCCCAAUUUCUAUCUAAGCAUAGUCUAAAAGCUGUCACUCAGUACUAGAACGUCUUUUGUGGUAUGAAAGGAUAAUGUAUAGGGCCUGGAAGUACACUUACAUAUUUGCUUAUUUGGUUAGGUUGUUAUUUUGUGAAUAGAAUUUAAAUUCACUUUUAGAAGUAAUGUCAUAGUUGUCAGUGGACAUGUAUAUUUCAACUAACUAUAAGGAAGACAGAUGGAAAUGUCCUUUUCUUUUUCGUGUCUGAUAAUGCAUUUGCAUUUGUUGAUCUGAGGUCAGCACUUAAGUUGGACAUCUUCAAAUCUUUUUUUUUUUUUAAUUGAGAUGGAGCCUUGCUGUGUUGCCCCGGCUGGAGUGCAGUGGCAUGAUCUUGGCUCACUGCAACCUCUGCCUCCCAGGUUCAAGCGAUUCUCCUGCCUCAACCUCCCGAGUAGCUGGGAUUACAGGUGCCUGCCACCACCUCUGGCUAGUUUUUGUAUUUUUAGUAGAGACAGGAUUUCUCCACUUGGCCAGGCUGGUCUUGAACUCCUGACCUCAGGUGAUCUGCCCGCCUCAGCCUCGCAAAGUGUUGGGAUUACAGGCCUGAGCCACCAUGCCUGGUUUCAAAUCUUAAUUUAAUGGGUGGAGUUAGUUUUCCAAUCACUAGUAGAAACUCAGUAACCAUAAAUUUUGAAUGCUUGUAUUUUAUUGGAGUCUGGAAUUACCACCUCCAGAGAUAUUUAGAUUGACUUUGUAGUUCUGAUUGGUGGUAUCACUUUUGAUUUUUGAGCAUCUCAAUUAGCUUAUCUUUUCCUAGAAGAAUAUUUUAUCUUCAAUUUUUAUAUAUAGAUGCAAUAUAUAAUUAUAAAUACUAUAUAUAACAUGUACUUGUGAAUCCGCAUUUCAACCAUACAUCAACAUAGAGUAGUUGUAGUUAGGUUCCUUUUUAAAUGUAUUUUAAUUUGAAAUUUACUUGUAUGAAUAAACUCAUUCAUUAAAUUUUUUUCUCAACAUUAUUUAAUAUUGACAUAUUGUCACCAGUGAGUCUGAAAUAAUUCUCAUGCCUUAAAUGUGACUAUUUCAAAGUAUUACUCUUUUUUUUUUUUUUUAAGUAUUUAUUGAUCAUUCUUGGGUGUUUCUCGGAGGGGGGAUUUGGCAGGGUCAUAGGACAAUAGUGGAGGGAAGGUCAGCAGAUAAACAUGUGAACAGGGUCUCUGGUUUUCCUAGGCAGAGGACCCUGCGGCCUUCCGCAGUGUUUGUGUCCCUGGGUACUUGAGAUUAGGGAGUGGUGAUGACUCUUAACCAGCAUGCUGCCUUCAAGCAUCUGUUUAACAAAGCACAUCUUGCUCCGCCCUUAAUCCAUUUAACCCUGAGUGGACACAGCACAUGUUUUAGAGAGCUCGGGGUUGGGGGUAAGGUUAUAGAUUAACAGCAUCCCAAGGCAGAAGAAUUUUUCUUAGUACAGAACAAAAUGGAGUCUCCUAUGUCUGCUUCUUUCUACACAGACACAGUAACAAUCUGAUUUCUCUUUCUUUUCCGCACAUUUCCCCCUUUUUCUAUUCGACAAAACCGCCAUCGUCAUCAUGGCCCGUUCUCAAUGAGCUGUUGGGUACACCUCCCAGACGGGGUGGCGGCCGGGCAGAGGGGCUCCUCACUUCUCAGACGGGGCGGCCGGGCAGAGACGCUCCUCACCUCCCAGACGGGGUGGCGGUCGGGCAGAGACACUCCUCAGUUCCCAGACGGGGUCGCGGCUGGGCAGAGGCGCUCCUCACAUCCCAGACGGGGUGGCGGGGCAGAGGCGCUCCCCACAUCUCAGACGCCGGGCGGCCGGGCAGAGACGCUCCUCACUUCCCAGACGGGCUGGCAGCCGGGAAGAGGCGCUCCUCACUUCCCAGACUGGGCGGCCGGGAAGAGGGGCUCCUCACAUCCCAGACAAUGGGCGGCCAGGCAGAGACGCUCCUCACUUCCCAGAUGGGGUGGCGGCCAGGCAGAGGCUGCAAUCUCGGCACUUUGGGAGGCCAAGGCAGGCGGCUGGGAGGUGGAGGUUGUAGCGAGCCGAGAUCACGCCACUGCACUCCAGCCUGGGCACCAUUGAGCACUGAGUGAGGGAGACUCCGUCUGCAAUCCCGGCACCUCGGGAGGCCGAGGCAGGCAGAUCACUCGCGGUCAGGAGCUGGAGACCAGUCGGGCCAACACGGCGAAACCCCGUCUCCACCGAAAAAAUACAAAAACCAGUCAGGCGUGGCGGCGCGCGCCUGCAAUCCCAGGCACUCCGCAGGCUGAGGCAGGAGAAUCAGGCAGGGAGGUUGCAGUGAGCCGAGAUGGCGGCAGCACAGUCCAGCCUCCGCUCGGCAUCAGAGGGAGACCGUGGAGAGAGAGGGAGAGGGAGAGGGAGAGGGAGACCGGGGAGAGGGCAUCAGAGGGAGACCGUGGAGGGAGAGGGAGACCGGGGAGAGGGAGAGGGAGAAAAGUAUUACUCUUAAGGAUUUGUGUAUGGAGAAGGGUAUUGAGGUUGUGGAAUAGAGGUAGGAUUGGUGUUGGAGGAAGGGUUACUUACCUUAUGGAAUCGGAAAUUUGAGACAGGUUUCUGAGUGAAAAUAGGUAAAUGUGGUAUUGUAAUAUAAUAAGAAAUACAUAUUUGGUCUCUGUUCCUGGUUCCUGGCACACAGCUCUUAAAACCCUUGGACUGACCAAAGUACUGUAAUAAAUGUCUUUUUGUAUGCUAAUGAGAUGACUGGUGGCUGGGGCUCCUGGAUAGCUUCAGGGUGGGGGAGCUGGUUGCUAGGAGAAGCAACCAACCUAUCUCCUGGGAGGGGAAGGGGAAGAGCCUGAAGGAUGAGUUGAUAACCAGUGGCCAGUGAUUUAAUCAGUCAUGUCUACAUAAUGAAGCCUCUAUACAAACCCAAAGGAUAGAGUCUGGAGAGCUUCCAGAUGGAUGAGCAAGAACACAUCCAAGUGCAGCGAUUGGGGGUACAUCCCAGGUACAGGAGAUCAGAAACUCUUGCUCUUAGGACCCUUCCAGACCUUCCCCAUGUGUCUCUUCGUCUGGCUAUUCAUUUGUAUCCUUUAAAAUAUUAGUAUUGGCUGGGCACAGUGGCUCACACCUGUAAUCCCAGCACUUUGGGAGGCCGAGGUGGGUGGAUCACCUGAGGUCAGGAGUUCGAGACCAUCCUUGCCAACAUGGGGAAACCCCGUCUCUACUAAAAAUACAAAAAUUAGCUGUGCAUGGUGGUGGGCGCCUGUAAUCCCAGCUACUUAGGAGGCUGAGGCAGGAGAAUCACUUGAACCCAGUAGGUGGAGGUUGCAGUGAGCCGAGAUUGUGCCAUUGCACUCCAGCCUGGGCGACAGAAUGAGACUCCAUCUCAAAAAAAAAAAAAAAUCUUUCUAAUAAAUGGGUAAACAUAAGUAAAGUGUUUUCCUGAGUUCUGUGAGCUGCUCUAGCAAAUUAAACUCUGGGGAGAGCUUAUGGGAACCCUGAUUUAGAGCUAUUGGGCCAGAAGCACAGGUCACAACCUGGGGCAUGAGAUUGGCAUUAGAAGUUGGGGUGGUCUUCUGGGACUGAUCCCUUAACCUAUGGGAUGUGAUGUUAUUUCCACAUAGUGUCAGAAUUGAGUUAAAUCAUAACUCACUUAGUGUCUGCCAGAGAAUCUGGUGUCAGGAGUGUGUUGUGUGAGAGUAGAAAAAACACUGUUUUUUUCCCCAUCUUUAAUAAUAAAAUAUGCUAUAAGGUGUAGUAGAGCAUUAUCCCUUAUUAGGAAGAGUUUAUAAUUAGUUAUUUUUGUUGUUAUGGCUGAACCAGACCUUUGCUUUGUUCUCAGAAAAUAUCUAGCAAAGUUACACAUUUUCUUUGGUUCAAUAAGUGUUGUUUGUUGAUCUAGUUGUAUAUUUAAAAAUAGUGUUAAAAAUAAAAUAUGUGCUUAUUACACAUAAAAUUGACAAACUGAAAAAGUAGAAGGAACAAGUUAAUCAACAAAUAUUUAUUAUCUUCACAAAUAUUUAUUAUUACCACCAGGCACUGUUCUCUGCCCUGGGGAAAUGGUGUUAAACAAGUCAUGUACCCAGGGGGCUUACAUUCUGGUAGCUGAAUGGAGGAGAAGGAUGUACCAAUAAGUCUGUUAUUCUCAGUAAGUGUGAAAAAGAUAAAAUGUGUAGUGAGAAAAGAUGGGUGGUGAAGGCAAGGCCUAACUUGGUUGGGGUGGUCACGGAAGGCUUCUUAGGGAGGGACGUUUGAGUUGCUCUGAAAGAUGAGGAGGCAGUCAUUGGAGAGCAGGGAAAAGAGUACUCUAAGCAGAAGAGGUCCAAAGGCCUUGCAAUGAAAAUGAGCUUGCUUUGUUCAAGGGACAGAAAGUAGGAAGAAAAUAGUGUCCGUAGCAAAACCAUAGGACACAUACUGAGUCUUUGUAGAUGUAUACUUUGGCUUGUAUUUUUAGAAUUUGUAUUCUGCUGUUUUAAUAUUUGCUUCAUAAUAUAAACAUUCUUCAUUUCAUACCUUAGUAAACAUUUUUAGUGUUGACACAAUUAAUUUUGUAAAUGUAUCGUGGUUGACUUACCCAUUCCCCAAUAGUUUGGCAUUUAGAUCCCUCCUCCCCCCCUUUUUUUUGCAUUAUUGUAAGUAUUACAGUGAGCACUUUGGAUAUAAAACUUUUUUGCUUCUUACGGUUGGUCCUCAGAAGGCAAAAUAUAAACUGGGGCAAAGAUAUGAAUUAUUUAGUAUUUAUUGCCAGAAUAUUUGGCAAAAGCUUUAGUUUAUGUUCCAAUUACCAAAGUGUAGAGAGUGUUUACUGUAUCCUGGCCAGCAUUAAGUAUUAUUUUUGUUUUGAAAAUUUUUUUUGCUGUGGGAAAAUGCAGAUAACAUAAAAUUUACCAUGGUAACCAUUUAAAAGUGUACAAUUCUGUGGCAUUAAAUAAAUCCACAGUGUUGUGCAACCAUUGCCACUAUCUACUUCCAGAACUUUUUCAUCACCCUAAGUGGAAAACCUUGUACCCACCAAGCAAUCAUUUCCCAAUCCCUGUUCCCCAUCAACCCCUGGCAGCCAUGAAUCUGCUUUCUGUCUCCAUGGAUUUGCCUAUUCUGGACAUUCCAUGUAAAUGGAAUUAUAUAGUACAUGGCUUUUUGUGUCUGGCUUCUGUGACUAAGCAUAAAGUUUUCAGGGUUCAUCCGUGUCAUAGCAGUGUCAGUACGUCUUCCCUUUUUAUGGCUAAUAUUCCAUCGUUUGGAUAUACCACAUUUUGAUUAUUUAUUCAUCUCUUGAUGGACAUUGGGUCAUUUCCACCAUUUAGCUCUUGUGAAUAGAGCUGCUAUGAAGAUUUAUGUAUAAGUAUUUGAAUACCUGUUUUCAGUUUUUUCGGACAUAUAUCUAGGAGUGGAAUUGGCCGGGUUACAUGAUAGGUAAUUUUCCAUUUAGCUCAUUGAGGACUGGCCAAACUGGUUUCCCCGUUGGCUGUGUGAUUUCACAUUCUCACCAGCAGUGGAUGAGGGUUUUAAUUUCUCCAUAUCCUCACGAAUACAUUAUUUUUAAAUUUUUUGUGUUUUGUUUUUUAUGAUAGCCAUCCUAGUGAGUGUGAUUUUUGAUUUCAUUGUGGUUUUUUAUUUUCAUUUCCCUAAUGACUAAAAAUGUUCAGCAUCUCUUCAUGUGCUUGUUGGCCGUUGAGUAUUAUCUUUUUCUCACUCUGUCACCUGUGCUGGAGUGCAGUGGUGUGAACACAGCUCACUGCAGCCUUGACCUCCUGGGCUCAGCUGAUCCUCCCACCUCAGCCUCCUGAGUAGCCAGGACCAAAGAUGUGGGCCACCACACCUGGCUAAUUAAAAAAUUUUUUUUUUGUCUGGGCAAGGUAGCUCAUGCCUGUAAUCCCAGCACUUUGGGAGGCUCGAGGCAGGUGGAUCACCCGAGGUCAGUAGUUCAAGACCAGCCUGGCCAACAUAGUGAAACCUCAUCUCUACAAAAUAUAUAAAAAUUAGCUGGGCGUGGUGAUGCACGCUUGUAGUCCCAGCUACUCAGGAGGCUGAGGGAGGAGAAUCACUUGAAUCUGGGAGGCAGAGGUUGCAGUGACCAGAGAUCGCGCCACUGCACCCCAGCCUGGGCAACAGAGCAAGACUCUGUCUCAAUAAAUAAAUAAAUACGUAAAUAAAUAAAUAAAUUUUUUUUUUUGGUAGAGACAAGGUUGCCCAGGCUGGUCUAGAACUCCCAGGCUCAUACAGUCCUUCCACCUUUGGCUCCCAAAGUGCUGGGAUUACAGGGACUAUUAUCUUUUUUCAACUUGAAAUUUUUAUUGAAAUAUAAGAUGUACAGAAAAGGGCACAUAGCACCAACUCAGUACACAUGUGUAACCAUCACUUUAUGCCCUCUUCUAGUCACAGUCUUUCACCAAAGAGUAACCCCACCUGACCCAGAACAGCGUCAAUUAGUUUUGCCUGCUUUUGUACUCAUGUGAAUAGAAUCACAUAGAACAUAUUCUGUAUCUGCCUUUUUCGGCCUAACGUUAGAUCUGUGCCGUUCAUCUGUAUCAUUCAUUUUAUUCUAUUGUGUGAAAUACUAGUUUAUUCAUUCUAAGGUUGAUGGACAUUUGGAUUGGUUGCAGUUUUUGGAUCUUAUAAUGUCGUGAAUAUUCUGCUAUUUGUUUUUUCUUGAGCGUGUAUGUGGGCCAAAUACAGCUUUUGGAGUGGUUGAUCGUACUAGCGUUAAAAUGUCGCCAUUGGUGUAAAUAAUUCCUCUACUUUGUUGGCUGUUUCUUUUUUUUCUUUUAAUUUUAGUUCUGUUUAGGCAUGGAGAAGUUGUAAGUGGUUUUCUUUUGUUCAUUUAUUUGGUUAGUUUUAAGUUUGGAUUGUGACCCCUUCAUCCAGAGUUUUAAAAUUGGAAGUCAGCUCUCUUGAGUCACAUAAUCUUGGUAUGAAGUUUAAGAUGAAUGAAAUGCAAGCAUACUUGGGAAAAAAAAGAAUUUUUUUUACUGGGGACCUAUCGUUCUUUUCUUACCAAAUGUUAAGAGUAUCCCCCAAUAUUUUUAUAGUAAUUAUAAAAUCACAAAUUUAUUAUAACCCCACAGUAGGUCCUAGAGACUAACUGGAACAGAAAGCAAUAUUGUUUUAAUUGUUUGAUCUUUGAGCUCUAGUAAACUUCUCUAUCUUUUCUUAUUUUCUUUUAAAAUUACAAAAUAAUGCGUACAUAUUAUAAAACAUUUGAAAGUUACAUAAGAAAAUCAAAAUAAUGUCACUACUUGAGAGAAAAUCACGUUAGUACAUACACUUCCUGUUUGUUUUUAGGCAAUGCUAGUUUUUUUUUUUUAUUGAACAUAAUGUUCUAUAAUGUGAUUUCCCCUAAAUAUACUGUGAAUACUUUCCUCUGUAAUUAAAUAUUAUUCUAAAGCAUGGUUUUAAAAAAUUAGAGCAUGAUUUAAAAAUUUAAUUUUUAUCAUGUGGUAUACAUGUACAUAUUAAUAAUUUAUAUAGUCAUGUAGUUUUACAAGGCUAAUAAAAAAAGUAGGCCGGGCGCGGUGGCUCAUGCCUGUAAUCCCAGCACUUUGGGAGGCUGAGGCAGGCGGAUCACUUGAGGCCAGGAGUUCAGACCAGCCUGGCCAACAUAGCAAAACGCUGUCUCUACUAAAAAUAUAAAAAAUUAGCUGGGGAUGGUGGCGCAUGCCUGUGCUCCCAGAUACUCAGGAGGCUGGGCAUGAGAACCACUUGAACCUGAGAGGUGGAUGUUGCAGUGAGCCAAGAUCGUGCCACUGCAUUCCAGCCUGGGCGACAGAGAGACUCCAUCUCAAAAAAAAAAAAAAAAAAAAAAAAAAAAUCCAUUUUUCCCUUUCCUGCUAGAAUCCAGCUCUCAAGAGGAACCACUAUCAACUGACAUAUUUCUUUGGUAGUUUUUAAUUUCCAGAUAACGUGUUUAAACUAACCUUUUUUGACUGUUUCAAUUUUAGAUUUAUCUUUUGACUUGCCAUGAUGGAAGAUAGUGGUUUAGCUGUUUUACAUUCUCCUCCCCACGAUGCAUACUUUCCAUCUUCUCUAUAUGGUUAUAUAACCAAUUUUGGUUAAUCAAAGUUUAUAUAACUAUUCACAUUGGAGCCAUGCUGUGUACUAUUUUAAUAUGGUUACUUUUUUUUUUUGAAACAGCUUUUUGUUUUAGCUGGAUUUAAUGAAUCUUUGUGUUUAUUUGUUUUCCAUGCAUUCAUCACUUACUCAGCUCAGACUAUACUACUAAAGUUUAACUCUCCUUUUAAUAUAAUAAACACAUCAGGUAAUCUUUCAGUUUCUUUUUUUUUUAUUUUGGAUACCUCUAACUUUGUGUUCCAGUUGAACUGAUUGCCUUCUUGGCUUGCUUCCUGGAGUGGGAUUUUUACCAUUUUCAUGGGAAUUCUUUCAGCCUUAUUCUGUUGCUUUUCAUUGUAGCUCCCUUAGAAAUAAAGCAUGGGAAGCAAAUUCUUUGAGACUUAGAAUAUUUAAGAAUAUCUAUUAGAGCCUACUCUUGAUAGAUAACUUGGCUGUAUUUACAAGUCAAGGUUGGAAAUUAUUUUUCUUCAAAAUUUUGAAGGCAUUACUCAAGUGACUUGUUUCUAGAGUUGCUCUGAAAAGUCUGAUGUCAUUUUGAUUCCAAGACCCCCCUCCUUUUUUUUUUUUUUUUUUUUUUUUUUGAGACAGAGUCUCGCUCUGUCGCCCAGGAUGGAGUGCAAUGGUGUGAUCUCUGCUCACUGCAACCUCCGCCUCCCGGGUUCAAGCGAUUUUCCUGCCUCAGCCUCCUGAGUGGUUGGGAUUACAGGUGCCUGCCAUCACACCUGGCCAAUUUUUGUAUUGUUAGUAGAGACGGGGUUUCGCCAUGUUGAUGAGGCUGGUCUCGAGCUCCUGACCUCAGGUAAUCUGCCCGCCUCUGCCUUCCAAAGUGCUCAGAUUACAGGCGUGAGCCACGGUGCCUGGCCUCCAAGACCCUUAUAAGAAAGCUGUUUUUUUCUUUCUGGAAACCUUUAGGAUCUUCUCUUAUUCCUGGUGUUCUGAAAUUUUAUAAUGAUAUUUCUUAAUGUGAGUCUUUGUUUAAAAAAAAAAAAAAGUCUGUUGUGCUGUGCCCUUGAUGGAUCUUUUUAUUUUAGAAACAUGCCCUUCAAUGCUUAGAAAGUUGUUUCUUUGGUAAUGGACUCUGAAAAGGGAGAACUCCUUGUUAGGGGGUUUUUGGGUCUUCUGAAUUCUUUUAUCUACUCUUUGCUGUCUGAUUUUGUCUUUUUUUUUUUUUUUUUUCUGUUUUUUAUAUUCCAACUCCUUUAUUGGAUUUAAAGUUUCUGCUGUCUUUAAUUUGAAAAGCUUUUCUUUUGUUUUAUGAAUGUUUCUUUUAAUCAUUCUUAUUUCACGGAUGCGUAUCUUUUUUUCGACCCUUUGAGGAUAUUAUGAUUCUGUUCCUUGCGUUGUUUCUUUUUUUCCCUUGCUCUGUUUUGAUUCCUAUCUUUCAAAUUAAAGGUUUUCUUAAAUGUUUGAUGUUCCUUGCCUAUCUGUUCAGACUUAAGCCUGAGGCUUUUAAAAAAGUUUUUAUUUUUAAAGCAAGUUGGGAAGUCUUUCCAUGGUAUGGGCCUGUGACAUGGUCUUCCUCUCUGAGGGAUGAACUGGUGAAUCUGGCUUUCCGUGGGGACCCUCAGCUGUCAGUGUCUCCAGGUCUCUCUUUUUUAGGCUGUUUUGUUUUCCUGUCUAAGCUUGACUGCCAGAAUUCUGUGGUGAAUUGGGGAAAAGGAGGGUGGUGGGUGGGUGGUAAGUUAUCAUUCAGUAUUUAGGCUUGCAUUUAAUCCCCAUCAUACCUCCCUCAGAAUGCCUUUGUUUACAGUCUCUCCUGUGUAAACUUCCCAGAGUAAUGGGCUGAGUGUCUGAUGGCAUUGUUUGGGUUAUGAUAUCUGGGAUUUCGAUGAAUGGCUCCGUAUCUAGAAUUUCAACCAGGUGUUUUUUUUUUUUUUUUUUGCCCCCCACCCUGCUCUGGAUUCCUGAACUUUUCUAGGCUUUAUUCUUGGUACAUUCCCUCAGUAAUUCUGCUAGACAGUUUCUGUUUUCUUCAGCCUACUAAGUCAGUUACCUCUAAUCCAUCUGCUUUUCGGCUUUCAAAAUUGUGCUUAUAUCUAGAGCAAGCUUGUCCAACCCAUGGCCUGUGGGCCACAUGUGGCCCAGGAUGGCUUUGAAUGUGGCUCAACACAAAUUCGUAAACUUUCUUAAAACAUGAGAUUUUUGUUUUGCGAUUUGUUUUUUUUAAGCUCAUCAGCUGUCGUUGUUGUUAGUGUAUUUUACGUGUGGCCCAAGUCACUUCUUCCAGUGUGGCCCAGGGAAGCCAAAAGAUUGCACACUCCUGAUCUAGAGUCUGCUGUAGUGUCCUCUUCUGUUUGUUUGUAGUCUCUGCAUUUAUAAAUUAUUUAUUAUUUAGUGUUGGACUUGUAAGAAACACUCUGCUCCACUCUGCCGAGGAAAAGGUGAGCUAUUGUGGUGAGGCCUUCACAGGUCUGUGUGCCUGGCACUCUCAGCUGCAUUAUUCAGGACCUUGGGCUGUACGUAGUUAUUUUAUUGGAUUUGUGUGAGAAGGGCUAGUUUUGUGAUUGGUUAAGUUUAUUGAAAAUAAUUUUUUUUUUUUUUUUUUUUUUUUUUUGAGACAGAGUCUUGCACUGUCGUCCAGGAUGGAGUGUAGUGGUGUUAUGUUGGCUCACUGCAAUCCCUGCCUCCUGGGUUCAAGGGAUUCUCCUACCUCAGCCUCUCAAGUAGCUGGGACUACAGGUGCACUCCACCACGUCCAGCUAGUUUCUGCAUUUUUAGUAGAGAUGAGGUUUUGCCAUGUUGACUAAGGCUGGUCUCCUGGCCUCAACUGAUCUGCCUGCCUUGGCCUCCCAAAGUGUUAGAAUUAUAGGCGUGAACCGCUGCAUCUGGCCAAAAGUUGACUUAUUUUGAAUGGACUACAUUAUAGCUUAACUAGAUUGUACGAGUGCUUAUCAACUAAUAUGUUAAAAUAUGGUAAUUCCUUUUUUUUUUUUUUUGAGAUGGAGUCUUGCUCUGUGUUGCCCAGGCUGGAGUGCAGUGGUGCGUUCUCAGCUCACUGCAACCUCUGCCUCCUGGGUUCAAGCAAUUCUGCCUCAGCCUCCCGAGUAGCUGGGAUUACAGGUGCCUGCCACCACGCAUGGCUAAUUUUUAUAUUUUUAGUAGAAAUGGGGUUUUGCUGUGUUGGCCAGGCUGGUCUCGAACUCCUGAACUCAGAUGAUCCACCUGCCUCGGCCUUCCAAAGUGCUGGGAUUACAGGCAUGAGCCACUGCACCUGGCCAAAAUAUGGUAAUUCUAAUAGGUCACAUUCAGGUGUAUUUUUUUUAAUGGUCUAAUAUAACAUUAAAAGUAUUUGUGAAAAAUUCCAUUUUGGUAUUUUAAGCAUAAUCUAUCCAAAAGGAACAUUAAAAAAUAAUAAUAAAAGGGGAAUGUGAGGUUUAGGUUUUUAAGAUGUUCAGUAUUUUUAGGUAAGAGUGUUGUAGUAGUUUGCUAGGGCUGCCAUGACAAAAUACCACAGACCCAGUGGCUUAAACAGUACUUUCCUCACAAUUCUGAAGGCUAGAAGGUCAAGGUGUUGGCAGGGUUGGUUCCUUCUGAAGCCUCUUUCUUGGCUUGCAGAUGGCUCUCCUUCUCUGUCCACAGUGAUCUUCCCUCUGUGUGUGUCUGUCCUAAUCUUCUUAUAAGGGCACCAUUCAUAUUGGAUUAGGGCCCACCUGUAUACUCAGUUUACCUCAGUUACCUCUUUAAGGCCCUGUCUUCAAAUACAGUCACAUUCUGAGGUAAUGGGGGUAAGGAUUUUCACAUGUGAAUUUGGUGGGUGUUGGAGGGGCACAGCUCAGCACAUAACAAAUAUUUUUAUUAUCUCAUGCAUUUAAAGGAGUAUCAUUUCUGAUACACUUCAGAAAGGAAUGUAUUAGUGUGAUGAAGUGGAAAUAACUCGGACAUUGUAGUCAGAUAGGUAGGCCUGGUUUGAACUCUAGCCUUGCCUCUUAAUAGUUCCCUAAAUUUUUGUAACUUCUCUGAGACUUGCUUCCAAAUCUAUGAACUGGGAGUAACUGUACAUCACAGAAUGAUGGUAAGAAAUUAAGGACGAUGUAUGUUAAAAGUGCCUGACAUCGAGUUGACUUCUAAAUAUUAUGUUCUUACUGGUCUUUUCUCUCCCCCACUCCCCAAAGUAGUGUUUUGUAUCCUUCCCCCUUAUUUAAUAUCAGAAGGUGUCAAUUUCGAGUGUAGAUAUGUAUCAUUUUAAAAUUGCUUAGUCUUUCUAUUCACAAGUGGUUGAAUAUCAGCAGUUUCUUAAGAUUCAAUCUACAAUUGUAUUUACCCAGUCGCUUGUCAGAAUUUCCAAUCAUCAUGUAGUUCAGUUUAACAUUUUACAUGCUUUAAGUGAAACCUACAGAAGUGUAAUCUGCUGAGUCAGUGGAUAUUCACGUUUCAAAGGUUCUUGAUGCAUAAGGACAAGAGCCUUUGCUUUUUUAUCAGCAAGGUAUGAGGAUGCCCUUUUCCCACUCUAACAUUACUGUUUUCUCCUAAGUAUCAAAGUCUAAAAGGAUAUCUUGUUUUAUUUAACUUGCAUUUCUUUACUAGCUAGCUUUAAUGUUUUUCAUAUCUUUAUCAGCCCUCUCUAAAUCUUUUAUCAAUUGUCCUUUUUUUGUUUGUUUUUGUUUGAGACAGGGUCUUGCUGUGUUGCCCAGGCUGGAGUGCAAUGGCGCAAUCUCGGCUUACUGCAACCCCUGCCUCAUGGGCUUAAGCGAUUCUCCUGCCUCAGCCUCCCAAGUAGCUGGGACUACAGGCACCCACCACCAUGCCUGGCUAAUUUUUUUUUUUUUUUUUUUUUUGGUAGAGACGGGGUUUUACCAUGUUGGCCAGGCUGGUCUCGAACUCCUGACCUCAAGUGAUCUGCCCGCCUCGGCCUCCUAAAGUGCUGAGAUUACAGGCGUGAGCCACUGCGCCUGGCCACAUUUGUACAAUUUUAAAAUAUUGUUUUUUUCUAGUGGAUAAGGCACACAAUAGUAGUCUCCCUUUGUUUAAUAGCUGUCUGGGGCAUAUUUUCCCACCUAUUUAUUUACCCCCAUUUAUAUUAAGCCCUCAUUUUCCUCCUUUAGCUCUGCCUGCCUGUUCUCCCUCAGCAAGUCAUUGACAUUUUCCAAAGUUAAGAGAAACAGUAAUAACUUCACUGAAUAAAAAUAGUGAGAGAGCCUGGACUUUGAUUAUGUCCAGAAUACCUCCUAAGAGUGUUAUUUUCAAAGUCAAAGUGAUAAGGAAUUUUGGUUUUUAUGUCUGCCACUGAAAGUAGCUUGUUUAAAUUUGAGUUUAAUUAGUAGAAUGACAGUGUUAUUACUCAUAGUGUGUAGUGUUAUUAAAGAUUCUUUGGCAUACAUGCAAGUUUUUGCUUAUUAGAAGUUUCUAGUUGAAAUUAUAGCACUCACAAAAAGUUUUGAAUAAAUAAGAUUUAGAAUGAGUGACCCCUGAAAACCUGGUAUGCAAAAGGCUACUGGGUAAUAAUUUCAUUAAUUUUAUACCACAUGUGUGAUUUCACCAUACUUUUUUUGUUCCUUGUGGUUGAUUCUAAGUGAUCAGCAAUUUUUAUUUUGACCAUUUAAACCCAUAGCCAUUAGCUACUUAAAUUUGUGAAAUUCUUUGUAGUGAUUUCAGUUUUACAAGUUUGUAUCUUGGCUGAUGGUCUAAUUUUGAAAACUUUACAUUUGGUAGAUACCAAUGUUUUUCUUAAUGUACUUUUUCACAGUCCUUCUGAUUGAUUUCAAAGUGUUGUCUUUGAAAAUAAACAUGACUCAUAGCACUUGGGUAGCCAGAGCAUGCCUGUAAUGAAUGCCUCUGUACAUUUUGAGGCUGUGGUAGAAUAAACAUAGCAGUUCCUUUCCUUUUUGAAAUGGAAGUUUGAUACUAGUACUGAAUUUAAAGAUGAACAGAGCUUAGUUUUGGAGAAAGAGAAAAGCACGGUUAUAUUUGCAGGUACACUUUUUUCUAACUUUCAUUGACUAUUUUUGAGUGUUAAUGUGUAAUUAUUAAAUUAAUAAAAGUAAUUUUAUAGAAGCUGCAAAUUACCAUAUUUCAAUUUAUUUCAGGGGUUAUUCUUUUAAUAAUUUAGGAGCUUUAAAGUAUGUAUCUCAAGCGCUAUAUAAUAAAGAGCCAUCGGUGUAGUUAAACUUUUGAGCUUUUAAGAAGUUAUACAUAUAAUUCUAAAUAUUUGCUUAAUUAUUUAUUUUUACUUAGGGAGAAUGACUGCUUAAAGGUUGAGUCUUCACAUUUUGGAUAGCCAAGAACCAUUAACAAAUUUCUAUUGUUUUUGCCAUUGAUUUGUGGGUACCUUUUAAUCCUUUAUUAUCAUUUAGUUCUUUGUGUCCCAGAGUAAGUUCUCAUUUAGUUCUAUUUGGGUAUUUGUUUUUGUGCUCAUAUCUCUUACUGUUGGCUAUACUUCAUAGUAUGUUUUAAUAUCUGGUCAAGCAAGUUUAUUUUUUUUUUUGAGGUUGAUUUAGCUGUUGGUUAGCCUUUAUUUUAGCAUGAACAUUGUAGGCUGUUUAUUGAAUUCUUUAAAGAAUCAAACUGGCAAUUUGAGAUUGCAUUACAUUUAUAGAUUAAUUUUGGUGGAGAAAUGUUAUUCUAUUUGUGGAUUGUUUUGGUUCUUCUAGAUAGAUGAUGAUGUCAUCAGCAGCAGUGACAGUUUUCUCUCUUUCUUUUCAAAUGUUACACUCUUAUUUUUUACAGUGUUGGCCAGUCUGGCACUGUGCUAGACAGCAUGGUCAUAUUUGUUGACAUAGGGAAAGGCUUUUGAAGUCUCUAUUUUAUAUUUGUUAUACGUUUUUGAUAUAUAUAUAUAACCUUUGCUAAAUUAAGGAAACUCCCUUCUAUUCCAGGUUUGCAUAGAUUAAAAAAAUUAUUAAGUAGGUUCUUCUUUUGUCCAGUUGUUUUCCUGCUUCUAUCAAGAUAACCACCUGAGUUUUUUCUUUUAGCCUUUAAUAAUUAACAACAAAAAAACACUGUUGGAUUUGAUUAGUCAGUAUUUUAUUUAGGCUGUAACUUUAUAGCAUUGUUAUCUGGUUUUAGAUUCAAUACUAGCCUGAUAAAAAUGACCGUAGCUUUUGUUCUUUUUAACUUUCUGAAACAACUUGUAUAAGAUAAGAAUAGAAUGUUUCUUAAAAGCUUAGUAGAAUCCACCUAUUAAAAAAAGGUCUCAUCACGGAGUUCGUUUUGUUUUACUUUGUUGGGAGAAGAGCAUUGCCAUUUCAGUUGCUUUAAUCUUUUGAUCUGUUUUUCAACCUGUUUUCUUUCAAUCUAUUCAAAUCCUCUUUAUUUCUUCUGAUAAUUUUGUCAUUUCUCUUCUUUUGGAUCUUCUUUGUCUUUUUCUUGAUGAAUCUUACUAGAAUUUUAUCUAGGCUAUUAAUAUUUACCAAGAAACAGCUUUUGGUUUUGUUAUCUUCUUAAUUGUUCAUUUGGACUAGAUUUUCAUUGAUUUCUGUCCUUUAUUAUUUCUUUCCUUUUUAUUUAUUUGGCUUUUCUUUGUUAGGCUUUUCUUUUUUUUCACCUUCUUAUUUCUGGUAAAUGUUUAAAGCCAUAUAUUUUCCUCAAGUUCUUCCUUGGCUCUAACAUAUAUUUUCUAAAUGUUUCCUGAUUUUUAUUGAUUUCCUUUUUAACGUAAGGGUUAUUAAGUUAUAUUUUUUUUAGUUUCCAAAUUUGAAUAUUUAUAAAAAUUAUUGAUUCCUGAGUUCAUUGUAUUAUAUCAGAACAUAAUCUGUAUGCCCUUGUGCCUACCACAUGGUUUAGUAAUAUAAAUGUUUAGGGUAUGUGAGAAAAAAAAUGUAUCCCCGUCCAUUGGGAUGUAUUUCUUUGACCUAAGGAAGUGUAGGUCAUUGCUUUUAGGACUUUCUUUUUUAAUAUAAGUAUUUUGUAAUUGGAACCUUCUCUUUUUUUUUUUUUUGGCGGGGAGAUGGAGUCUCACUCUGUCACCCAGGCUGGCGUGCAGUGGCGCCAUCUUGGCUCACUGCAAGCCCCGCCUCCCAGGUUCACGCCAUUCUCUUGCCUCAGCCUCCCAAGUAGCUGGGACUACAUGCGUCCGCCACCACACCCGGCUAAUUUUUUGUAUUUUUAGUAGACACGGGGUUUCACUGUUAGCCAGGAUGGUCUCAAUCUCCUGACAUCGUGAUCCGCCCACCUCGGCCUCCCAAACUGCUGGGAUUACAGGCGUGAGCCACCGUGCCUGGCCGUAAUUGGAACCUUCUGUUUGUACUGUUGAGAACUUGAAUUUUUUUGCUUAUAUUUUGUCUGCUUGAUCUAUCAGUAGUCUGAACAGAGUUGAUUAAGAGUAAUUGUUGAUUUUUCUCUGACAGUUCUGUUAAUUGUUGAAUAUAUUUUAAGACCUGUUUGAAGUGGGUAGAUAUAUUUUGCUGUCAUUUUCAUCACUAUAUAGCCUCUUCUUCAUGUAUUUUUAAAUCCCUUUUAAUUUGCUUUUUUUGGGGAAAAAUUUCAGACCUUUAAGAAUGUUGUAAGAAUGUUACAAAGAAAAUUAUUUUGCUCAUCAUAUAGCUUUACCAAUUAAUAUUCUUUCUUUUUCUUUUUUUUAGUCUUUUUUAUUUCCUGGUAAAUGUUUAAAGCUAUAUAUUUUCCUCUUAAAUCUCCCAGGCUGCAGUGCAGUGUUGUGAUCACAGCUUACUGCAGUUUUGAGCCCAAAUGAUCCUCCCACCUCAUUUCCCCCAGUAGCUGGGACUCCGGGCGCACACCACAUGCCUGGCUAAUUUUUUAAUUUUUUUGUAGAAAUAGAGUCUCACCUUGUUGCCCAGGCUGGUCUUGAACCCUUGGGCUCAAGCAAUCCUCCCACCUCAGCUUCUCAAAGUGCUCAGAUCACAGGCAUGAGCUACUAUUCUCAGCCUUCUCUAACUUAAGAAGGAAGCUCACUUAGGUCGUUGCUUUUAGGCCUUUGUAUUAGGUUGGUGGAAAAGUAAUUGCGUUUUUUGCCAUUAAAUGUGGCAAAACCACAAUUACUUCUGCACCAACCUAACAUAAGGAUUUAAAACUAUAAAUUUCCCAUUAAACAUUACUUUAGCUGCAUCUAUUUUUUUUCUUAUUUAUUAUUAUUUUUUAGACAGAGUCUGACUGUUGCCCAGGCUGGAGUGCAAUGGCACCAACAUGGCUCACUGCAACCUUGACCUCCUGGGCUCAAGUGAUCCUCCCGGCCUCCGUCUCCCGAAUAGCGGUCUUACUCAUUUUCUACGUGUGUGUUGAGUGCACCAUUUGAGAUGAACAGAGUAUCUGUCAGGCAAGAGCUGCUGUGAUGGUUUAUGAUGAUGCCAAUAAGAAGUGGGUGCCAGCUGGUGGCUCAACUGGAUUCAGCAGAGUUCAUAUCUAUCACCAUACAGGCAACAACACAUUCAGAGUGGUGGGCAGGAAGAUUCAGGACCAUCAGGUCGUGAUAAACUGUGCCAUUCCUAAAGGGUUGAAGUACAAUCAAGCUACACAGACCUUCCACCAGUGGCGAGAUGCUAGACAGGUGUAUGGUCUCAACUUUGGCAGCAAAGAGGAUGCCAAUGUCUUCGCAAGUGCCAUGAUGCAUGCCUUAGAAGUGUUAAAUUCACAGGAAACAGGGCCAACAUUGCCUAGACAAAACUCACAACUACCUGCUCAAGUUCAAAAUGGCCCAUCCCAAGAAGAAUUGGAAAUUCAAAGAAGACAACUACAAGAACAGCAACGGCAAAAGGAGCUGGAGCGGGAAAGGCUGGAGCGAGAAAGAAUGGAAAGAGAAAGGUUGGAGAGAGAGAGGUUAGAAAGGGAAAGGCUGGAGAGGGAGCGACUGGAACAAGAACAGCUGGAGAGAGAGAGACAAGAACGGGAACGGCAGGAACGCCUGGAGCGGCAGGAACGCCUGGAGCGGCAGGAACGCCUGGAGCGGCAGGAACGCCUGGAUCGGGAGAGGCAAGAAAGACAAGAACGAGAGAGGCUGGAGAGACUGGAACGGGAGAGGCAAGAAAGGGAGCGACAAGAGCAGUUAGAAAGGGAACAGCUGGAAUGGGAGAGAGAGCGCAGAAUAUCAAGUGCUGCUCCAUCUUCAGACAGCUCCCUGUAUAACGCUCCACUUCCUGAGUAUUCCAGUUGCCAGCCUCCUUCAGCACCUCCUCCAUCAUACGCUAAAGUCAUCUCAGCUCCAGUGUCAGAUGCCACUCCUGAUUAUGCUGUAGUGACUGCUUUGCCACCUACUUCCACACCCCCUACACCACCACUGCGACACUCAGCGACACGUUUUGCAACAUCUUUAGGUUCAGCCUUCCACCCUGUUCUUCCCCAUUACGCUACAGUUCCUCGUCCUCUGAACAAAAACUCUCGACCUUCUUCUCCUGUGAACACACCCUCUUCUCAGCCUCCAGCUACGAAGCCCUGUGCCUGGUCUACUUCCAAUUUUUCGCCCCUCCCUCCAUCUCCUCCAAUAAUGAUUAGCAGCCCCCCAGGCAAAGCUACUGGUCCAAGGCCUGUCCUCCCUGUUUGUGUUUCUUCUCCUGUGCCCCAAAUGCCUCCAUCACCGACAGCACCCAAUGGGCUGGUUGACUCUGUAACAUAUCCAGUGUCUCCACCGCCUACCUCAGGGCCAGCAGCUCCUCCGCCGCCGCCUCCACUGCCUUCCCUCGCAUCACUCUCACACUGUGGAUCUCAAGCUUCUCCUCCUCCAAGCACCCCUAUUGCCUCAACUCCCUCAUCCAAGCCUAGUGUUCUCCCUUCUCCCUCUGCAGCUGCCCCUGCCUCUGUUGAGACUCCUCUAAACUCUGUGCUGGGAGACUCUUCUGCUUCUGAGCCAGGCUUGCAGGCAGCCUCUCAGCCGGCCGAGACUCCAUCCCAACAGGGCAUUGUCUUGGGACCACUUGCACCUCCACCUCCUCCACCACUCCCACCAGGGCCUGCACAGGCUUCAGUAGCCCUCCCUCCUCCCCCAGGGCCCCCUCCACCUCCUCCACUCCCAUCCACCGGGCCUCCACCGCCCCCUCCUCCCCCUCCUCUCCCUAAUCAAGUACCCCCUCCUCCUCCACCACCUCCUGCCCCACCCCUCCCUGCAUCUGGAUUCUUUUUGGCAUCCAUGUCAGAAGACAAUCGCCCUUUAACUGGACUUGCAGCUGCAAUUGCCGGAGCAAAACUUAGGAAAGUGUCACGGAUGGAGGAUACCUCUUUCCCAAGUGGAGGGAAUGCUAUUGGUGUGAACUCCGCCUCAUCUAAAACAGAUACAGGCCGUGGAAAUGGACCCCUUCCUUUAGGGGGUAGUGGUUUAAUGGAAGAAAUGAGUGCCCUGCUGGCCAGGAGGAGAAGAAUUGCUGAAAAGGGAUCAACAAUAGAAACAGAACAAAAAGAGGACAAAGGUGAAGAUUCAGAGCCUGUAACUUCUAAGGCCUCUUCAACAAGUACACCUGAACCAACAAGAAAACCUUGGGAAAGAACAAAUACAAUGAAUGGCAGCAAGUCACCUGUUAUCUCCAGACGGGAUUCUCCAAGGAAAAAUCAGAUUGUUUUUGACAACAGGUCCUAUGAUUCAUUACACAGACCAAAAUCCACACCCUUAUCACAGCCCAGUGCCAAUGGAGUCCAGACGGAAGGACUUGACUAUGACAGGCUGAAGCAGGACAUUUUAGAUGAAAUGAGAAAAGAAUUAACAAAGCUAAAAGAAGAGCUCAUUGAUGCAAUCAGGCAGGAACUGAGCAAGUCAAAUACUGCAUAGAGGAACAGACUAAGGAGAGAUAGGACUUUAAUCUGGAGGAAAAAUAUCCUACAAACAACAACUGUUCACAACAGCAAACCCCUACAUUUAUGAGCUGUAAGAAGAAAAUGGAGACAAACAGAAGGAGGGAAAAACCAACCUACUCUGAAAGCCUUCAGACAUUAUGACUCUGGUGAUAAGCUCUUUCCCUCUCCGUUUGCUGCUUUUUUCUGGCCUUUACAACAGAAUGGAAGAGAAUCAUUUAAGAGUUCCUGUAACAGUUAUGCAGAAAAUACUAAAACCCAUCAGGCAAGAUCACCACGCAUUGAAAUAUUUUCAUAUCAAGAUAAAGUCGCACAUUUUCCACAAUACAUUGCUAAAAUAAAGAGGAGAAAGGCUUAGGAAGUUUUUUUGCAGAGAGUGCUGGUAAAGAAUUGAGCAAGUUUGCUAUUGUAUUGUAAUGUUUCUCUCAGGUUUGUUCUUCCUAUCAUGUUUGAUAUUCCAUGAAUAAUUGAGAUCAGCCCUAUGUAAGUUAAGAUCAUAAUAUGUGGAACAAAUGGAAUUGUAAGUGCUUUCAAAGGGUAAUAUUUAUAAGAAAGUGUCCGAAAAAUGUUUCUUCAGCUUGAGAAAUUUUAGAAUGAUAGGAAGUUUCUCGAGUUAGCCUUCAUGCAAUUUUGUAGAUUAAAACAUAAAAUUUGUCCAGAACUUAAAGAUUUAGAUGCCUUCCUAAAUUGUUACAAUGCUUUACCAAAUCUAUGACUUCUACAUAACACAAACCAGUGGUCAAAUGUAAACACUAUAUUGUAGAUUUACUGUAGGUUUUCAACCUUUUUUAGAUUUAUGCAUGUGGACAUUUUUAUAAUGUAAUUACAAUCACCACAAGGUUAGCUUUUUUAAUUGCAGACAGUAAUGCAUGUCACACUAAUAUGUAGUGGCCUUUUCAAGGCCUAGUCCCAGGGAAAACAUUUUGUAGAGUAUAGGGGAGUGGGAGGAAGGGGAGGAAUAAUUUUUUAUUUAAAGUUGAUUUCUGCACUAUCUUUUUCUCAGUUACCUGCAUGAAUAAAUAAUGAGAAAUAUUUUGUGACUUUAAUUGGUAAAUAUGUUACAAAACCAAGUACUUAAUCUUUUACAUCAUGUCUUCAGCUAUUUGUAUUUUAACCAGUAAUUUCAAUGGUCUGAAACAUGAUUCUGAGCUUCACAUAAUAUCUUAACUGUGGAACUCAAAAGUUUGAUCACUGAAUUUGGCAGUUAUUAUUACCUAGGUACCCCCGCUGUUACACAGGUGUUUAGAUACGUGUUCCUGAAUGAAGCUGCUUUUGAAUUUUGUUAUGUUGAAAUGCAAGAAAUAACAAUGAUGGCAGCAAUUAAGGUCACAGAAAUCAUUAGGUAAAGGAAAACCAAUGAGGAGUUCUGCAGUUUUCUUUUAAUAAGUAAAGUGAGACUUGGGUGGUGGGAAGAAGGAAGGUGGGAAGAAGGAAUUAGACACUCUGCCUGCCACUCUGCGUGUGUGUGCUCUCGCGCACGUGCUGUCUAUAUGGAAGCCACUCCCUUUUCUUUCCUUUGAAACUGGUAAGGUUAAAAUAGGGGAGAAAUCCUACAUGUUGGAAUGAUAGCUUUUUGGAAAAUUUAAGAAACUCUCCAGGCUCUCCAUCUUGAUUUAUGCUUGAGUUGUUAUGUGCCAUAUUUGCUUUGAACUCUGAUUAUCAGAAGUUUUACUAAAACUUUGAAAUAAUUCACUUUCAUCUGCUUUCUAGAUUUUGUACAUCUCAGUCCAUAAAGCAAAGCUUGUUGAUAGUGUAGUUUUCUAAACGCUGCAAAUUUGCAGCCUUUACCACUACAAAGAAGUUUGGAUGAGGGAUUUUUUUUUUCUUUGUCAAAAUAGUUCCUGUUUCUGUAGAAAUUUCAUUUUUAGAUUAAACUGUGAUGGAUGAGCUAUCAUAAUUCAAGUAUACAUUUCUUUUUUCUAUCAGAUAUUCAUUGUCAUGCAGUAGUAGUAAAAACAUCAAAGAUGCAGCAAGCUUAUUAAGUAUUAUUUUCUAAAAGAAAUAGGAGGCAUUUUCAUCUUUAUUAUUGUACUUUUGGUUAUGCAAACACUUUGAUAAUAUAAACAGUUAUGUCCCCUAUAAAUCUGGUCAGCAACCUCUUUUGAUUUUGUUGGGUAAGUUAAAUAGUCUGUAGUAGGUAGAGUACUGGGUACAAGUGGUCCAAACUAAGAUAAGAGACUAAAAUAAAAUGCUAAAUCUUAAAAGAAACUGGGUUUAUGCACUAAACGUUUUGUGCCUUGGUCUAAUAUUAACAUGAUGUAUGUGUAAACUGACAAAAAAAAAAAAAAAAAAAAACCAGUGUUGAAUCAUGCUAUAUUUCCCAUCAUCCCAGAUUGCUAAAUGUUCUUUCCAAGAAGUCUGAAUGAAUUAUUAUAUACAUUUGCUAUCAUACAUGACAGUUGUGUCAUUAUUAGAGAUUUCAGUAAUUAAAAUGGGAAACAGAAGCCUAAGUUAUUUACCUUAUCAAAACCACGUUCCUUGGAACCACAUUAUUAUGAUGGUUUUUGUGCUCUUGUACGUUGGAUGUCUUAAGCUGAGUACAGUUUAGGGGAUCCUUUCUAAUGACAGGAAGGCACUGCUUUCCUCAACACUGUGAUCUGACCUGUGACAAGUCUGUACUAUCCACUAUGUAAAUGGCUCACAAGUCAAUUGCAAACAAACUGAAUGUACAAAUCUUAGUGCUGGUGCUGAAAUCUCUUCAGAAUAGUCAUCAUGAUUUAAAAGUUUGUUUAAAAAUUUGCAAGCAUCAAGUGUCAAUCAAAACUGAAGAUGAAACACUAAUGAAUGUUGAAUUCUCAUGCUUUUAGGUGUACUUCCUUUUUAGAAUUUUCAGUUUUCUGCUAUUUUUACCGUAACUAUUUCGUUUAAAUUUGUUUCAUUUAAGUUUCCUACACGCUAACUUCGUUUGUGCGAUUGAAAUAAAAUUGCAGUAUAUAUAUGUUGCUUGUUUGUGACACUUAGAUAAUCUUCUGAAAUAAUUUGUUUUAAAGUAAGUUAUAUUGGAUGUGAAAAACACCUUUUAAAGUCCAAGACUUUACUACUUAAAAGUUUACAUGUCACGUCACUAUUCUUUACAGAUUUCAUAGAAGUCGUGAAUACUAAGUAAUGUAUACAAAAGAAAUAUGUGAUGAUGUGUCUACUUUUUGUUUGAAAUAACUGUUGGGUGUUCCCUCUUCUUAUUUUCUCUCUGCCCACCUUGACACAGUAACUUCCUCUUAUAGUCAAGAUGAUGAUUAAGUGUUUAAUUUUUAUUCCAUUUUGUUCUGCAACACGUUCAGGUACUUAAAACUCAUUCAUGCAGUUAGAAUUAUCCUUUAUGUAGUUUGCAUGGUAAAGGACAUUGUGUGGUAAAGGGCAUUAUUGAGUAAUGAAUUUUAAGUAUAGCAAAAUAUGUAUAGUGUUUAUACAUGAUGCUGAUUUCUUAAAACCUACAUAUAAGCAGUAGUACUUUUUCUCUAUUAUAAAGUAUUAAUUUUGAGUUCCAUUUUAUAAUUCUGAUGUCUUCAUUAGAAAUACAAAAAUACAAUCCUUGUAUUUUUUCUUUGACCAGACCCAAAUUUUCCCCUUCCCCCCUCCAUUCUCCUCUCCACUUCUCGUGGACCGCGUGUUCCCAAUAUUCAUUAACAUUUGCAGCCAUUACAGAGUUACAGUUGUAAAAUUUUCAGCUGUUUUUUUUUUUUUUUUUUUGCUCUAGCCUGUCUCAUGUUCUUGCUUCUCUUCAUAUGUAAGUCAGUAUUUUUGUCUACAAAUUAAAAGUCACUUGUCAUUCAAAAAUGAGUUAAGUAACAUGAUAAUCUUUUAAAUUUACCUAGCUACAACUUUUAUGUCUCUUGUAAAUUUAUAUAUACUUUCAGUGCCAUUGUGAAGAAUUGGCCUUUUAAUUCUAAGUAGUAUUACCCUAUGAAGCACAGUGUGCAAAGGUAUGCUACAAGGUCUCUUUAAUUCCUGUGUGGCCAUUAUAAUUUUAUAACACCAUUACCCUUUAAAUUCUACCGAUUAUAAGCAGCGUAAAAGUAACUAUAUAAAGCAAACAUCGCAAAGGAACUCUGCAGGAGCUCUUAAUUCCUUUAUGUAGCUAUCAUAAAAUUCACUUUCCUGAAGACAUUUACUCUCAUUCACUUCCAAACUCCAAACCUUUUUCUGGUAGCACCACUUUUGUUUUUAAUAGAAAGAUGAGUUCAUAUCUGUACAUCUCUCCAAAGCUCUAAGGAAUGAGAAAAGGAUCCUAGUAUAUUGAAAUUACUGAUGUUUAAUACCUCUGCCUUUUCACUAAAAGCCAUUUAAUAUUUUUAAAGUCAAAACUUGACAUACAGGUAUUUAUAAGGAAUCUCCAUGACUCUGAAGGAAUGAAAUUGAUGUAGGUAGCUUUGGCUAUGUAAAGACAUAGUAGAGGACAAUUACUUAAAGAAGAGUUUUCUUUUGAGGAUUUGUAGAUUUGACUAAGCAGCUGAAGUCAGUAACCCCUCAAGAAAGUCCGUUUAUAGAAGCCAAGAACUGUUGGAGGUCUGUGAUGCAGGUUUUUCUGUUCCCAACAUCAAAAGCUGUGGAUUAUUUGGUGUGUUCCCCUUUAUGUUAUCUCUCGAUAAUUUUUGAGACAUCAAGAUUUUUUAAAAUAUCAAUACUGGAAAGAUGAAACCUUCAAAUUAAAACCUAAAAUUGAUUAGAAAGAAAAGUAAAAUAUUAAUGCAGUAAAUUUAGGAUGGUUACAGAUACUCACCAUCAACAUAAAUAAAUGGAGUUCUAGGAUAAAUUAUUUGUGGAAUACUAAUGGUCAAGUCACAUAAGAGUAAAAUCUUUUGGUGAGGAGACACAUUUGACAACUGCUAAAGAAUUAACUAAAUUUGUCUUUCUAAAUAGUUUUCUUUAUAAAGUAACAGAAACAUUGUAAAAGGAUAAAUGACUGUCAUAAUGACUUAGGAUGUUGUAAGAAUGUCUGCCACAUUUAUUGGUUAUUUCUGUUGAAAUCUGAAGGAAUCGAUACAUCUGAAAAUUGAGAAAGGGAAAUAGGACUGUCCCCGUUACAGAUACUCUGUGAUGCACACAACCUUCUAAACGGAAGUGUUAGUAUCAUUUAAAGCACAUAGUAGGCCUUGAGUAUUUGCAGAUUAACAUGCAGAAAAAAUCAAAGAUGAAGCCCCAAUUAAGUGUUUGAACCAAAGAAUCACAGUCACUGAGCUGCACCCCCGUUCUGUGAAGCAUGUUAAAUACUCAUAAAGAGCAGAGAGCAGGGCCCGUAGACGCUUCUGGUGUAGGACACAGGAAUUCUAGGCAGAGGGAGAAAAUUAGGGGCCCCAGUUGGUGGCUGAGAGUAAAAAGAAUAUACCAUUUGAGUAGUGCUGUUCUUUUUCCUCAGUUUUUAAAGACAUAUAAUUCCUAGUAGUUAGGACAUCUAAAUAGCUCGGUAAACUGGUCAGAGGCGGGAGGAUUGCUUGAGGCCAGAAGUUUUGAGAUCAGCCUGGGUAACAGGGAGACUCAUUUCUACAAAAAAAUUUAAAAAUUUAGGCCAGGCAUGGUGGUGCACACCUGUAAUCCCAGCUACUCAGGAGACUGAAGCGGGAGGAUCACCUGAGCCCAGGGAGGACGCGGCUGCAGUGAGCCGUUAUCAUGCCACUGUACUCCAGCCUGGGUGACAGAGCGAGAACCUGUCUCUAAAAAAAAAAAAAAAAAAUUCUAAGAGAAUAUAGCUUUUCAUAGAAAUUAUUAGAAAAGCUUACAUAUUUCAUUAGAGAGCCCAGUUUGUUAGACUACAUUUAUUCCGUAAAAGUUCUAUAUACAAAUGACAACCCAUAGUUUAUCAUGUAAAUCUGAUUUAACUGUUCCCUUCAAUUCCAAGAAAGAUUUCUUCAGCAGUAGAUGACAAUUCUAAAAGCAUAAAGAAAUAACUAAUAAAGGAGAUGGAUGAUGUUAUAGGUUGGUUUGGUUGGGUUUUAGUAAAUAGUUAUUCUUCUAAGAAGGCUUAGAAAAUCGAGAAUUGAAUAGUUGGUACUUUGAAUUCCAUAGGAAAAAGCACUCAGAAGAAAAAGUCUACAUUGGCUAGUGUUUAGAUUGAGAGUUAAUUUUCCCAUCAAGUCCAAAAGUUUCCAUCCAAGUCUAUAGAAACUGAGAGAAAAGGUUCUUGGCUUACACUUAAAAUACACAUUGUUGCAACCAUAUAAGAGAGAUACAUUACAGAACGCUUUUAAAAAUUUGGUCUCUUAAGCGCCUAACAGUCCAUGCUUUAGUCACAUCUGUGAAACCUCUUUUCUUUUUUUCUUUUUCUUUUAUUUUUUUUUUUAAAGAUUAAAGGCAUUUUAAAAAUAAAUGUUUCAUGGCCGGGCAUGGUGGCUCACGCCUGUAAUCCCAGCACUUUGGGAGGCUGAGGUGGGCAGAUCACCUGAGGUCAGGAGUUUGAGACCAGCCUGGCCAACAUGAUGAAACCCCAUCUCUACUAAAAAUACAAAAAAAUUGGCUGGGCAUAGUGGUGGGCACCUGUAAUCCCAGCUCUUCGGGAGGCUGAGACAGAAGAGUCGCUUGAAUCCAGGAGGUGGAGGUUGCAGUGAGCUAAGACCGCGCCACUGUACUCCAGCCUGGGCGACAGAGCGAGAUUCCAUCUCUAAAUAAAUAAAUGUUUUUCAACGUGUUUUAUGUGAGAAAUACCAGCUUUUCAUUAUUACUACCAGUUGAUCUCAGGUGUCACUUGGUUGGUUCUGCUGACCGAGGCACUGGGCAUUUUAAAUAUGGAGUUUCCCUCCACCCAUUGAUCAAGUCUGAGGUUUGUCCAUCCUUGGUGGCAGGCUAGCUUAACCAUGGAUUCACAAACCCCAUUUGAUUGUCGUAAGUCAUAAGGCCACCCCAGUGCCAGUGGUUGGGCAUCACAGUGAGUCUGAGGUGAUGAAUUUGAGUUAGCUGUAGGCUAGUUCCGCAACUCAGCAAUAGCCCAUGGAUGGUUGGUAAAAGACGUUGACUUUGCCACUUAAAUUUCCAGGAGAAGAAUAGCUUAUAGUUUAUCUGAGGAAAGUAAUUGGGAAGGCUUAGAUAUUGAGAAGAAAGCCCUGUUAAAAUCUAGGUAGCAUUUCCUUUCUUCUUUAUUACUAGAGGGAUGGGAGGUUCAGGCCUGAGUCAGGACUUUACAAUUUGGUGUCCUUCCCAGAGGUACUUUGGGCUUGAUCAUUUUAAGUUUCAAUUGCAAAAAAAAAUUUUUGACGGAGUGUUGCUCUGUCACUCAGGUUGGAGUGCAGUGGUGCGAUCUCGGCUCACUGCAACUUCCCCCCCCUGGGUUCAAAGGGAUUUUCCUGCCUCAGCCUCCCAAGUAGCUGGGACUACAGGCGCGUGCCACCAUGCCCGACUAAUUUUUGUAUUUUUAGUAGAGAUGGGGUUUCACCAUGUUGCCCAGGCUGGUCUUGAACUCCUGAGCUCAGGUGAUCUGCCCGCCUCGGCCUUCAAUUGCAGAAGUUUUUGAAGGGAGAAUAUUUGAUCCUCACAUAAAAUGUCCUUGUUUCUGAAAGAAAACAUGGUAAAAAUUGUUAUUGAGUCCAUGUCUUUGCCACCUUGUUGGACUUGAUUUCCCUUUCUCUGUGUUCCUCCCGCCCUCAGUCUCUCUCAGUCUGUCCUUUUUUGUGUGUGGAGUUGUGGGCAGGUCAUUGGACUGGGACUGACUUUACCAGUUUUCAGGCUGUGGGGCUAGUCAGUCAUUCUCUCUGAGCCUUCUACCUCUAAAGUUGAGUUCUUUUUUUAAAUUCUUUUUGUUUUGUUUUUAUUUUUUCCUUGCCACUAUACAAGCAAGGAUAGAUAAAGCUUUUUAUUAUUAUUGUUAUUAUUAUUAUUUCGAGACAGUCUCGCUCUGUCAUCCAGGCUGGAGUGCAGUGGUGUGAUUUCAGCUCACUGCAACCUCUGCCUCCCGGGUUCAAGCGAUUCUCCUACCUCAGCCUCCUUAGUAGCUGGGACUACAGGCAUGCGCCACCACACCCGGCUAAUUUUUGUAUUUUUAGUAGAGACAGGGUUUCACCGUAUUGGCCAGGCUGGUCUCGAACUCCUGACCUCAGGUGAUCCACCCACCUUGGCCUCCCAAAGUGUUGGGAUUACAGGCAUAAGCGACCGUGCCCAUCCCCGAUAAAGUUGAGUUCUGAAUUUCCUCUUUCACUGUAUUCUCGGCAGCUACUGGUUGGUUUAUUCUUUUUUUUUAAUCUUUUUUGGUUUAUUCUUCUUUUGAUCUUUGAAGAGAAGGAGAAAAAAGAUCUGAGUUUGGCUCUCCCAUCUUAAGUGCAGCUUUUAGUUGUUUUAUAGUCAUAGACGCUAUUGCACUGGACAGCAUGCAUCCUGGAUGUAAACAAUGCGGAAAAAUCAAUGGAGUGACCAUCUUGGGGUCAGUGGUGUUGCAUAAAGCACCAGUGGUGUGCUGUUCUGUGUCAGUUUCCUCUGCGCCACGUGCUUUCACAGUUUGAAUUACCAGCAUCUCUGUGGUGGCUUCAGUACAUUCUCCAUUGUGCUUCAACCUGGAAGCACAUUCUGCCGUUCAGAAAGACUGAUUCCAAUCAUGUAAUGGGACCACACGAGAUCCAUGCUCCAAUUAUAUGAAUAGCAGAAGGUCCAUUUGACUCUUGUAGUUCAAGAGCUGUUUCUAAGUAAACAGACUUUCCAGAGCUCGAUGAAGUGAAGAAGCCCUUCUUUCAAUUCCUGGGCAGAAUUCAGUGGUUUUCAUAUCAUCUGAACCUGCUGUGCUGCUGUUUAUUCUAUCACUGUCAGCCUUGAAAGGAAAAAAGGAAUAAUCUUACCCUCCUGCCCUUCUUAUUUUAUAUCUUCCAUCUUAUCCAUCUAUAUCCAUGUAGUCAUUCCUUCCGAGUUCCCUGGUUUUAAUCCAAAAGACUCUGUUUAACAGCAAUGUCUUGGCAGACCAGGUGCCGCUUCCGUGCCAUUUGAGGGCUCUGAGUCUUUGCUUCGUCUUAGGAAGAUAAAGAUAAUUUGGCAGAAAGUCAGAGAUGGAAAUAGCAGUUUGGGAUGAUAAAAGAUGGGUCCUGUUUUGCUGACAUUCUUUUACUUUGGUUCUUGGUGCGUGUCCUUUGGGAUUCAUUUCUUGCUAGCAUGAAUAGGACAUGCUUUUCGUUAGGUGCUUUUCUUUUUUGGAGAACAUGAAGUGUUUCUAACAAAACUGAAUGAGCUAGAAAGAAUUCUAUUUUGAGACAUCUGUAGUUGAUGCAAAGUAUUUCUGUAAUCCUCAAUGACAGUACUUACAUAUUUGCAUAGAAUUUUUUUUUUAAUUUUUGAGGAAACCUCUCUGGAGUCUGUAUUUAUAGGAGCAUCCUGAAAGUCCCUAUUAUGUAGCUGGUGGGAGCGAGAGAGGGACAGCCACACUCGUGCUGUGAGCAGAGCACAACUUCAGGCAGAGUGAAUGCCUUCUGAGUUCUCAUUGGAAGCUUUCUGUUGCUCAGCCUCUGGCAGAUUUCAGAACCUUCUACUUAAGCCAGGUGUGGUGGUGCGUGCUCCUAGGCACAGCGACUCGGGGGGCUGAGGCAGAAGGAUCACUUGAGCCCAAAGUUGGAGGCCAGCCUGGGCAACAUAGCGAGGCCUGUCUCCUUAAAAAAUAAAUAAAUAAAUAAUAAAUAAAUAAAUAAAUAAAAACCUUGUCCUUGACUAUUGUGCUGUCUGCUGCCCCUUUGUAGGGAUGGGGUUGGGGUCAGAAUAAGCAUGUGCAUGAAUGGCGGAAAGCUUUGGUGGUGUUUGUUUGUUUGUUUGUUUUUUGAGAGGUGGGGGAGUCAGCAGUGAACCUUUCUGGUUAAAGAACAACGUACAUAAUUUCUAUUAUGAGAUUUAGAAGGUUAAAUACUUUUUUUUUUCAGGCCUACCAAGUUGAUAGACCAAAAGUAUAUAGUAGAACAGCACAGUAGAAAAAAUUUAAAAGUGAAUUUCUUAUGGUCCAAAAGGAUGGAUAGUCACAGUCCAUAACCUUUCAUAAUAUAUGCUGGAAUUGGAAUCUCUUGUCAUCUUGCUUUGCUCUGAAUUUUAGAACUAGAAGUGUGCAUGUAUGUCAAAAGAUUAUGCAGAGCUAUUUUCUUUGCUAACAAUGUAAACAUUUGCACCCCAUGAAUGGGACUUUAUAAUCUGGAAGUGAGCCUAAGGUUGCGUAUACUGAAGUCAUGUUUUAAAAGUUAAGGUUGACUUAAACAUAUACAAGGCUGUAUUUUAAUUGUAACUAGAAAUCAUUUACUAUGCAUACAGAACCUCAUGUAUCUUAUCAUGGAAUUUGUGAAUUAAUGGGCCUUGCCGAAUUCAAGGGUAAGGGAAACUGGUAACAACUUGUUUUAAAUCAACAUACUAUAAGCUCCUGCUUGCUUGACUCAAGUUGUUUGAAAAUCUGAAUUAAACAGGAUCUCAUUGUCAGGAAACAUCUUCUAAGCUUGACAUCUACGUUUAAGAAGGGAACGUGGAAGAGAAGGUGAGACAUGAAACUAAAACAGCUGGGAGGGUAGGAUCAGACUGCACCUGAUUUUUGGACCAAAGUUUCAUAUAGGAAUAAAUAAAAAGGAGGACCACUUGUGAGCCAACCUAGGAAGGACUUGCCAGAAAGUAGCAGCUCCUGCUGCAAAAUACAGUGCCUUCAAAAUGAUUCUCUGUGUGAAUUGCAUGCAAUUUCAUGUAACCAUAAAGUGUAACCUGUAUGUGCAUGACAUGUGUCUAGAAUGUGUAAAGUUAGGAUUCAGCAGGAAGGGGCCUGGCCCUGUCACUGUGGUGGAUCAGUGGACCUGCUGAAGUCACUGGACUCAUGUGACUUAGGUUUGCAGCAUCAGACCCCUGUGUUUGCAUUAAGUGGCCACAUCGUUGAAAUCGGAUCAAUCUCUCCCUCAGCUUUCUUUCCUACUUUGCAGCUUUGCUGGUUUUAACUGCUUCAUUCUUCUGCUUCUUGGUAUCCUUUUUUCUUUUGAAAUAAAAACAUGAAAUACUUAAUUCAAA